Haliotis rubra (blacklip abalone) is the source of this 1596-nucleotide messenger RNA. Its product is annotated as E3 ubiquitin-protein ligase TRIM56-like. The transcript is spliced from 5 exons. NCBI's taxonomy places the organism in Eukaryota, Metazoa, Mollusca, Gastropoda, Lepetellida, Haliotidae. The record is from RefSeq and is a predicted model, not a curated record. Gene Ontology annotation, biological process: positive regulation of DNA-templated transcription. The coding region runs from base 106 to 1578 and encodes 490 amino acids. Gene Ontology annotation, cellular component: chromatin; nucleoplasm. Gene Ontology annotation, molecular function: ubiquitin-protein transferase activity; zinc ion binding.
CUUUAGGAGGACCCCACCCUCAGAAAAGACAGCGGAUCUUCUUCCAAAAACAAGUGUCACUGAGCGUGUUUUCAAAGACAGAUUCGUGGUAAAGGUUAAAAGAGAAUGUCGGAACCACAAGAGAAGGUUGACAUAAGUGCCCUCAAAGACACAUUCCUGGAAUGCCCCGUGUGUGUGGAACAUUUCAACCAGACAGACCGCCGUCCUCGUCUCCUCCACUCCUGCCUCCAUGCCUUCUGCACACAGUGUCUUCAGCAGCUUCUUGACAAGGAGGGGAAAGGUCAGAUCACAUGUCCGCUAUGUCGUCAAGUCCACAAGAUCCCAGGAGAGCCUGGCACUUUGCCUGUGGAUCCGGUCAGAGCAAAACUUGUAGAUUUUGUGCAGAUCAAAAACGAAGGAAAAGCUCCAUGCACAGACUGCCCCGCAGGAAGCCCAGCAGAGUCAAGGUGCCAGGAGUGUUCUGUAUAUCUGUGUAAGGAAUGCGCAUGUGUACACAGACGUCAUCGACUGACUCAUGACCAUCCCGUCAUAUCCCUGAGUGGAGUGCUAGAACAGCCUCUGAACACAUUCGCCCAGGGUCACUUCUGCACUCAUCAUCCAAAACACCAGCUGGAGUUCUUUUGUGCUAGUGAUGAAACGCUGUGUUGCCUUUCUUGCACAGCUGUGGAACAUAAGGGCCACGACUUCCAGAAACUAGAUGAAGCAGCUAAGAAACGACAAACGGAAUUGGAAGCAUCGAUGCUGGCCGUCAACGUAAAUGUCCAACAACUGCGUCAGAGGCGACUGUCUGAAGAAAGACGUCAAACUGCUAUCGCGGAGGCCCAGGCAAAGGCCAAAUCCGAUGUGAACACACACUUUACAAGACUGAUACGCAUAAUCAAUGAAAGAAAGUCACAUCUGGUCCGGGAUAUCGACGAAAGAAGUAGUACAAUGUUGUCUCUGUCUAAGAAAGAAGUAGAAGCGAUAGACCAAACUCUUGCUGUUGCGGAGUCAACUGAAACGUACUUCACUCAAGCCAAGGAGAAGGCUGGUGUUGUGGAAAUUCUUCAGAUGUAUCCUGCCAUCAAGAGAAGUUUGGAUGCAGCAGCCGAUGGGCAAGGUCGACAAACGGCACCGGAAGUUGUGAUGACAUUUACUCUCACAAAUGGAAAUAUUGUCGAAAAAUUGGGAUCAGAAGUAGGUUGCGUGAGCGAGUCUACUGAGACUCAGAAAGAAAAUGAUCAACUUCUACUGUCUUUAGAUGAAGUAUUUGAUGCUGCUUUGAAAUACAAAAGCAAGAAGAAACUUAUGAAACAUUGUGAAGAGAAGUCUUACUCCAAUGAAAGAGAAACGUGCGCUAUCUGUGAGAAUCAUAUCGAAGAUGCAAAGAGGAUACGGUGCGGGCACCGUUUCUGUAAGGGCUGCAUUGACCAGGUGCUCAGUAGGCAACCAAAUUGCCCUGUGUGUUGCAAAGUUCGAUAUCCGGUUUCAUCGUUUUCCGAACUUGGGGACCCUAACGAUGACUACGAACAGUAUCAGGUGGACCCUGACGACUGUGAUGAUGACAAACAGUAUCAGGUACUAAGUAUUCUUUUAUAGUAGACUUUACCUUUAAUG